ACCAAUUUCAUAAAUUCAAGUCUCAUUCAUAUUUUAUUGCGAUGCCCUUACAAAUCCCCCACCCGAAUAAUGCUCUACAUCUCUACAGACACUUACUACGUGAAGCCACAUACCUUCCUGCUCUCUGUAGGCCAUGGAUAACUUCGCGCAUAAAAGCUCGUUAUCGCGAUUGUGAACAUGAAAAGUACCCCAAGCGCUAUAUCAAAGAUGCUCACCAUCAUCUACGAAAUUUUCGGUCCGCCAACGAUGGCAAUGUCAAGCGAAUGCUACGACUAUGCUAUAUGGCAACAGGAAGGGCCGGCAAACGACGUCGUCUACUAGGCAAAACCGAACUAUCCAGCGACCCUCCUACUACCUCCGCCGAGCUGGACGAGAAAACCAUACUAGCCAACGUCGACGAACAACAAUACCGCGACUGGGUGGACAAUUGGGAUAUGGAAAAGGUCAAAGCCAUUGCGUUAUCACAGGCCGAACGGAGCGAGAAAGACCUGCCGUAUCAUAUGCGCCGAACUAUAGAUCCGAGAAAAGCCAUCCCAACCGAGAACAGUUUCGGUCGCCCAUUAUCCAAGAAGUUAGCCCGCAACAAGUUAAAGAAACAUUGGGCCCAGAUUCUCCGCCAGCUAUUGCCUCCAUUGCCUAAGGGAGAAUGGGAUCAGUUGGGUACCCUGGCCCGGGGUGAAGCUGACCCUCAGUAUUAUAAGUUGCCCAAGAGGAGACCAGUUGCGCAACUUAUCGCCCAAGACGAUCCUCAAUCAGACCACCUACCGUUCUGGGCGGAUCUCGUGACCAAGCCGAUGCGGAUGAUAGAGAGGCCAAAUUCUCGAAAGAUGAAGAGUCUUAGUGGUGGUGAAGAUGAAGAUCCUCGAGGACACGGCCGCAAGAUCGGUGUCCGGGUGUUAAAUCAAAGAAAGCUACGUCGUGGAAUAUAUCUUCCUGUCUGGGAGGCAUCUCCUAUUGUCGAUAAGAAUCCUCGCUCGGGAAAAUGGUUAGUCACUUGGGGCAAUCACCAGACCAAGGUAUCUCGCCCUAGAAAGAAGGAUCUACAAUUCUUCCAAGGUGUCAACGAGGUUGGCCUACCUAUACGAUCUGCGCCCACAAGAAAAGACACUUGAUCAUAGACAGCUUCUAAAAUUCUAUAAAACUGGAGACGU
Annulohypoxylon maeteangense is the source of this 1151-nucleotide messenger RNA. RefSeq lists its product as uncharacterized. The record is from RefSeq and is a predicted model, not a curated record. NCBI's taxonomy places the organism in Eukaryota, Fungi, Ascomycota, Sordariomycetes, Xylariales, Hypoxylaceae. The coding region runs from base 42 to 1112 and encodes 356 amino acids. The transcript has a single exon.